UAAAAGUUAAGUUUUGUUAGCUCUAAAUGAACAUGGUAGUUUCCAAGUACGAACUCAACAAUACCAUGGAUGACGAUUAUUUUUCCCAACUAUUUUGCACUGAAUCUCCAUUGAACCUGGGAAUCUGUCCUCCAGCCAUGAUGGGAAGAUCAUCAGAACAGCAUAAAUUUGAGCCUGCUAAAUUAUUUGGCAUCACUUCUACUCAGCCUCCGGAAUCACCACCAUCAGCCCUUCAUGCAACCGAAAGUUACAUGGGUUUUGAUCAAAAUGAACAUCGAGUCGGAAAUUCUCCAGCUUCGUACUCACAAUUUCCCGCUUCUGAUUUACAUAUCGUCUUAUGUAAAUCUUCCGGGUAUAACUUUUUCACUGCCGAGCGAGCUGGCUCCAACUUUGACUUCAGGGACACCUUGCAAUCGCUUGUGAAAUCUCAGUUGUGCAUAGAUCAAUCCAAUUCUUCUUCGGAGAAAUCAAAUAAAAUUCCAUGCAAUAAUAUGACCAAGCUUUCUUCCCACGACGAGAACAUGCUGCUUGCUGAUCAGAAUAUUACCUUAGUCAGGAGAGAACUUCCGGUUCCUUCUGAUUCAAAUCAGGGUCUUAAUGUUUGCCACAGUUCAUCAUACACGCCAGCUCCCUCGAAAAAACGGCGAGUCAGAUGGACUCAAGAUCUUCACGAGAAGUUCGUCCAGAGCGUGAAUCUCCUUGGUGGUGCUCAGAAGGCAACACCUAAAGCAAUACUGAAGCUGAUGGACACAAAUUUAUUAACCAUAUUACAUGUGAAAAGUCAUUUACAGAACUAUCGAACUGCAAAGUACAUCCCGGCAUCUUCACAGGAAAAUUCUGAGAGAAAAAGCAGUGCAAAGGGCAUACCUGAGAUCCCCAUGCAAAUCAGCAGCAUGCAAAUGAAGGAGGCAUUACAACUGCAACUUGAAGUUGAGAGGCAUCUUCAUGAACAAUUAGAGCUUCAGCAAAAUUUACAGUCGCUGAUUGAAGAAGAAAGUAGGCAGCUCAAGAUGAUGUUUGACCAGCACCAGAAAAGAUACAAGAGACCGUUCAAGACUCAGAACUCUCAAGUUUUGUCCCCAAAUGGCCAACAUACAAGUCCUGAAGAUGCUCAGUAGUUUAGUUUUGGAGAAGUUUCUGGUGAUACUCAAUUCACGUCCUAGAUAGUGCAGAGCGCACCCCCCAACCCAGCCAAGUAGCCCAUGAAAUGCGACGAAGACCUAGGAUGAUUAAUCAUUGUGUUGUACCAAACAUGCAAAUCACAAUAAUCUUAUUUUGUGUGAUUGAAUAAA
This is a messenger RNA of Juglans regia (Persian walnut), 1292 nucleotides long. RefSeq names its product protein PHR1-LIKE 1-like. The coding region runs from base 27 to 1118 and encodes 363 amino acids. NCBI's taxonomy places the organism in Eukaryota, Viridiplantae, Streptophyta, Magnoliopsida, Fagales, Juglandaceae. Gene Ontology annotation, molecular function: DNA binding; DNA-binding transcription factor activity. The transcript has 7 exons. The record is from RefSeq and is a predicted model, not a curated record.